Molecule: messenger RNA, 775 nt
Organism: Neocloeon triangulifer
Lineage: Eukaryota; Metazoa; Arthropoda; Insecta; Ephemeroptera; Baetidae
Exons: 4
Coding region: 127-498 (123 amino acids)
Source: RefSeq, a predicted model, not a curated record
ACGCACUUUUUGCAUGCAAUCUCAAACUGCAAUCAUCAUUGCUAAAGACUACACAGCAGAGCUAAAAGAUAGCUCUGAUUUAUUUGUGUUUGAUCAGUUUUUCAUACAAAUUUUUAACUUCGAAAGAUGUCAAGUGCUAGGCUACUCUCUCGUGAACUUUUCGAAAAUAUCACCAAAGAUGAGUGCAGAGGAUUGGAUCAGAUUUGUGUCCCUGCAUUGGAAAACUGUUGUUUUCCAAUGUCUUGCAUAGUACGAAUUGAUGCAAAUUCCAUAUGCGAAUGUGGUAAUGGAUGGAAGCCAAGUGGAGACCCAAAUGAGCCUUGCAUUUUUGAUAAAAAUGACUGGAUAAUGCUUGCUGCAUUUUUUGUUGGGGCACUUAUUUUACUGAUAACUAUCGGGCUUCUCUGUCGAUGCUUCUGUCCAGGUCUCAGAAAACUUGACCCUGAAGCGGGUAAAAAAGAAUCCAAAUGUUGGAAAUUUUCAGUAUCCUGCAAGUGAAAUAAUAAGUAAUGGCACCAAAAUAUAUUAACUAUUAAUACACAUUGAAACUAAAUCAACUAAUUGAACCAAGUACAAUUUUUAGCUACAAACGGCUAUUGGAAAAUAAUUCCAACAUCUAAUUGGAAAUUAGUAAAAAAUGUUUUGUCCACACAUCUUUAAAGGAAUUUGAAUAAUAAUGGCACUUAAAAAAAUUUCUGAGCCUAUAUAUUAUUUUUUACAAUGUCUUAACAAUGAACAAAAAUCUGUGUUCGCCCAUAUAUUUAAUUAGUAUAAA